GAAAACGGAAGUGCUCAAGGGACAGAACUGACUUUGUUAUUCUUGCGAUAGGCAUGUGUCAUUAUGGCAUUGACCAGACUUUUAUAUGUGAAUCAUCUUCACAGUGGUUCAAACGAAUUAGCAUGCAUCUUUAAGAGGUCUUCUUCAAGCUGUAUUCUUCAAAACAACCAAAAACUCCUAAGAUGUGAGAAAAUAACAUGGUCAAAACUCCUUUACAAAGGUCAUCUUACCCAGGCUAGGAAAGAUUUACCAAAAUGGAAUCUCUUAUCAAGACUGUCAAACAGGUUAAAUAAAAGUUUAUGUAGAGAUAAAAGACAAUUUAACACAACAUCGAGACUGUCAAAUGUGAUUAAGGAUAGUGGCAGUAAAGACAAUUCAAGAUGGAGAAGGACAAAGACUCUCUUAGGAGCAAAAAAUGUGCGGAUGUUGAAGAAAAUGAUGCGUUAUGUCUGGCCGAAAAAUAAUGUGAAAAUUAAAGUUAGAGUGGUAAUUGCAUUAAGUCUAUUGAUUGGAUCAAAGAUUGUCAGUGUUAUGGUACCAUUUAUAUUUAAAUGGGCAGUUGAUUAUUUGAAUGAGGCAUCGGGGGAUACUCUGAAUUUAAAAGACACACCAACUGCUAUACUAAGUUUGUCAACAGCUCUGUUAAUAGGCUAUGGCCUUGUGAGACUGACAGCAUCAUUUAUGAAGGAAAUGCAGGACUUUGCAUUUGCUGAAGUAGCAGAGAACACUAUAAGACGAAUAGCACAAAAUAUUUUUGUUCAUCUUCACUCUUUAGACCUGUCUUACCAUCUUUCAAAAAAGAAAGGAGAAUUAACUAAAGCUAUUGAUCGUGGUUCAAGGGCCAUAGAACCUGUACUCAAAGGAGUUGUAUUUAGAAUUUUCCCAACGUUCUUGGAGGUUGGCUUAGUGACAGGUAUCCUGGGUUACAAGUUUGGAAGUGGAUUUGUUGCAGUAACACUUGGUUGUGUGGGUUGUUAUAUAGUAUUUACCUUCAGAAUGACAGAAUAUAGAACAAAAAUUCGAAAACAGAAAAACAAAGCUGACCAAGAUGCUGGUAAUAUAGCUAAUGAUUCCUUGGUAAAUUAUACCACAGUUAAGUAUUUUACCAAUGAAAAAUUUGAAGCUAAGAAGCAUGAAGAGACUCUUGAACGAUUUGAAAAAGCAUCACUGCAGAUAACUAAAACAUUAUCCUUGUUAAAUUUUGGACAGAAUGCAAUUUUCAGCGUGGGAUCAUCAAUCGUUAUGGUUAUGGCAGCUCAACAAAUUCUUGAAGGUACUAUGACCAUAGGAGAUUUAGUGAUGGUUAAUGGACUACUUAUUCAGUUAACUGUACCACUGAACUUUCUAGGGUCAACGUAUAGAGAUCUUAAUCAAGGAUUUGUAGAUAUGGAAAAUAUGUUUGCAUUGAUGGAUAUACAACCAAAAAUUAAAAAUAAAUUAAAUGCUCCUGUCUUAAUAGCAACACCAUCAGAAUCAGCGAUUAGUUUUAAGGAUGUACAUUUUGAGUAUCUGCCAGGACAAAACAUUCUGAAUGGUUUAUCAUUUGAUGUACCCUCAGGGAAGAAAGUUGCCAUAGUUGGAGGUAGUGGAUCUGGAAAAUCCACCAUCGUCCGUUUGUUGUUUCGUUUCUUUGAUCCACAGCAAGGAACUAUACAUAUCAACAACCAAUCCAUUGACGAUGUGGAUUUACAUAGUCUACGUAAAGCUAUUGGUGUGGUACCACAGGACUGCAUUUUAUUCCAUGAUACUGUGUUCAGUAAUAUUCAGUAUGGUGAUCUAGAAAAAACUGCUGAAGAAGUGUAUGAAGCUGCUAGAGUUGCCAAACUUCAUGAUUCAGUCAUAAACCGAUUUCCAAAUCAAUAUGAUACCUUAGUAGGAGAAAGGGGAUUGAUUUUAUCUGGUGGUGAGAAGCAGAGAGUAGCAAUAGCAAGAGCUAUACUAAAGAAUCCCCCUAUCAUUGUAUAUGAUGAGGCAACGUCGUCCUUGGACACCAUUACAGAGCAGGAUAUUCUGAUGGCAUUGAGGAGGAUUACCAAAAAACAUACCACAAUUGUAAUUGCUCAUAGACUCUCAACAGUAGUCGAUGCUGAUCAGAUCUUAGUGUUAGAAAAUGGAAGUGUAGCUGAGAAAGGGACACACUAUGAACUUUUAUCUAACCCAAAUAGUCUGUAUUGUGAUCUUUGGGCAAAACAAAAUCAAUUAUUGACAGAAAAAGAUACAGAUAAAACUGAGAAAAUUCUUCUUGAAAAUAGUGCUUUAGAUAAAAAAAAUAAGGGCAUUCAUGAAGUAUGAUACACGUGUAAAUUAGGGUGCUAUUUAUAAUUGUUAGAAUUUUUUACAGUUUUUUUGUAUUUAAAAGAUUAUCACUAUUGAUCAGUUUAUAUUUGAAGUUUUUAGUUUAUCUGUAGAUUUCAGGUAAACAUAGAUAAUUUAUGGACAAAAAGGAAGGCAGCAACCCGAACUUUUAAAAAAGAGGAAAUUUGUCAGUUGUAUUUAAUUAUUUACGAAAUAAAUAUUAUUUAUUCAGUUUCCCUUUUUUUUUUUUGGUUUUUCAUGCUUCCAAACAAUGAAGUUGAAGUACCCAUUAAAUGUUAUAAAAAUAGUUUAAUUUGUCUACAUUUUAUAAAUAAAGAUCUCAAUAUAAUUGUGAAUUUUAAUGUUUCAGUAUGUACAACUAUUUUUUGCAAAGUUAGAAAUAUUUUUAACGGAAAAGCAAAUUGAAAGUACCCAUUAAAUAGUAAGUUCUAAAAUCAUUAUAAUAAUUGUGAAUUUAAAUAUUUCAGUAUGUUCAAUUCAUUUUUGCAAAGUUGGAUAUAUUUUGUCUGAAUUUUGCUUAAAUUGUAUGUACUUACCAGUCAAAAGUGGCCUUAAUAGUAAAUAUGAAUAUUUCUAAAUUGUAAAAUUAUUUAUUAGAGAAAAACUUGUUAUUGGUUUACAGAUAUUCACUAUUGUUGUGCUAUAUUAUGCAUUAACUAUAAAUGUGUCAUACCAAACUGCUGAAUUAUAAGGUAAAUAUAGAUGGGAUAUUUUUGGGAUCAAUUAGUAAUUUUACAUGAAACUUUAAACUAACACCUGAAGAUUAAAAAAUGGCAUUUGUACUUUCAGUGAUGCUUUUCAAUUAUGAAUUCAGGAAGAUAGAAAUAAAAGUUAUAGUAUGCAUAAAAAAUCACUAAAAAGAUCAAUAUUUUCAUAAAUUAAAAAGCAGAAAUUUUGGCUUCAAGACAUAUAGUUUUUUAAGAAAAUUCAUAGAACAUAUUAUCAGGAAAUCAUAAUUUAACUUCAUAUGAUUUUAAUGCUAUUCUUUUGUUCAUACUACCAUGCAUAUUUUAACCCCUAUAUACUGUUUUUCAAACCAACUUUGCCACAUAUCUUAAAAAAAACAAAAACAGUUGUAUUUGUAGUUGUUAUUGAAUGCUUCUUUUUGUAAUUUCAUUGGAGUGUAAAAGUGUUAAUUGAAGCACAUUUGAAUUACCACGCUUCAUUUUAGAAAUAUGCACAACCCCAUGAAAUUACAAAAAAGUAUGGAUUCUUAUGAAACAAAUAAAUAAGAAGAUGUAUUGUAAUUAUUAGUUAUUGAUACUCAGAUGUUUUCGAUAAAAUCUUGAAGGUCACCAACCCCUUUGCAUAUACAUGUAUGUUACAGUAAGGAAACAUUUUAUUUUAUAGAAAUUUAAGGUGGUACCAAGCACCUUGACUAAAAUUAAUUUGGCUCGUUUAAUAUCAUAAAAUUUUGACAAAAUAUUUACUUUGACUCUGAGACAAAAAUAUAAAAAUUUCGAAAAACUUGAACCAAACACUUUCUCGGAAAAUUUUCAUUGGAUAUAUAGCAGUUUGACAAACACUAAUUUUGAUCAUUGAGAAGCUUAAUAUUUCCUUAACAAUACAAUGUGAUUAAAACUUUUAGCUGAUUUUAUAGAGUUAUCUCCCUGUAGUGUUAGGUACCACCUCAAGUGUGCAUAAUUAAGUAUUUAUUGUUAUCUGUAAAACCAAGUUAGUUUUAAAUGCUGUGUCAAACCAAAUUGAUAUGCAAGUGUGAAUUUGAAGAUCAUAUAUGAUUAUAAAAAUAUUUUUACGAAGUAAUUGUUAUACCAUACAGUAUAAAUAAUAAGGGUUGUUUGAAAAUUGAUGGGGAUGGGAAACACUCAAAUUAAUUAAAUGUAGGUGGUUGCACUUGAAUUUUGUAAGAAUUGUAUGUAAAAUUGGUUGGGGUCUAAAAAAAAGUGCCUACCUUCCCCAGGUAAAAUAAAGGGACAACAUGCUUACAUGAUAUAUACAUCAUACACAGAUUUUAUUAUUCAUUUUGCCAAUUUUAUGAUUUUUACAGAGCCCCCCCCCCCCCCCUCUUAUGGAGUUUCAUAUAUGAUAAAUGCAUAGAUAGUAUCACUCCAAGUGUUGGCUUGCUAGGGAUCUCUUUAUACUUUCUGAGAUAAAACAAACUGAUAUUAGUAAAUAAAAGUACAAAUUUUAAAAUGCAAGUAAAUAUGGCAAAAAAAUAUUGAAUAAUUGGAUUUUUAAUUGCCUUUCUCAAAAGGAUUUUAAAAGUCAGGUCAACACCUCUCAUUUGUGGAAAGCCUUAAUAAAUCUGGAAAGUUGACAGGUUUUUGAAAAAAAAGGAAUAUGGUUUAUCUUGGCAAGUAUUUAAAAGGGCAUUAGCUGUCAAAUUCAUGUUCAUCGAUUUGACUCAAAUUCUCAUAUUUGAUUUAUAACAUACCAAAACAUCUUUCCAAAUUAUAAAGGUCUAAAAUAAACAAUUUACGAUGCAUGUAUUUGAUAAUAUGUAUCAGCAUUUCAUAUAUAUUUUAUUCUAGACACCAUCUAAAUAACCAUCAAGGGGACCGCAGAAGACUGCAGACGGCCUUAUCACCUGAUAUAAACAUAAUAGAUAUAAAUAGAUAGUGAACAUGUGCAUUUGGAUUUUUCUAGGUCUGUUUGAAUUCAUAUCAAAGGUUAAAAAAUAUGUUAAUCAUCAUUUUUACCUGUAUAAGAAUUAGUUUUUGUGGAUGGAAUCAGUAAACUAUAUAGUUUACCCUUAUUUCGCUUUCAAUGUUGACAUUCUUUUCCUUUUAAAUAGCUGAACACACCUCGUUUAUAUGUAAUACAUCUCUAUCUAAGUGGUUAAAUUAAAGAUCACAUGAAUGCGGAUUCAACAAGGUUGAAUUAUUCACUUGCAAGUGAAUAAUUCAUCAGCGAUGUUUCUUAGCUUAUUUUGACAAAAUUGAACCAAACUGGCUGCUAAAAGCGAAUUGUUAUAUCACUAUUUCACUUUCAUUAAUGAUUGAACAAAAAAAAAACAUCAUAUUUUUUUUUUUUAUAUAUCUUGUAGCUAAUGCCCCUUUAAGUUUAAUAAUAUACAAAUUUAUUAUUUUUACAUUUUCACAGGUAGGACUACUAUCUAUAUCUGUACUUUGUUUGUCAUAUAUUAUGUCUUAUAAAACUACAACAUUUUUAAGAUACAAUGCCUUUAAACCCUAUAUAUUUUUAUGACCCAUCUAGGGGCAGUAUGUUUUUCAGUCUUUGUGUCCGUUCAUUCGUCCAUCUGUUUUUGUUCGUCCAUUAGUUCGUCUGUCUGUACCACUUCAGGUUAAAGUUUUUGGUCAAGGUAGUUUUUGAUGAAGUUGAAGUCCAAUCAACUUGAAACUUAGUACACAUGUUCCCUAUGAUAUGAUCUUUCUAAUUUUAAUGCCAAAUUAGAGUUUUGGCCCCAAUUUCACGGUCCACUGAACAUAGAAAUUGAUACUGUCCUGCUUCAGGUUAAAGUUUUUGGUCAAGGUAGUUUUUGAAGAAGUUGAAGUCCAAUUAACUUGAAACUUAGUUCACAUGUUCCCUAUGAUAUGAUCUUUCUAAUUUUAAUGCCAAAUUAGAGUUUUGAUCCCAAUUUCAUGGUCCACUGAACAUAGAAAAUGAUAGUACCAGUGGGGCAUCCGUGUACUAUGGACACAUUCUUGUUUAGAUAAUGAUUAACCAUCCUCAUUAACCUUGUUAUUUCCAUAUGUUUGCCAAAUCUAAGACCCCUCAACAUUGUCAAAGUGACAGAAAUGGCAUUUAUUAUGAUUUUAAUUUGAGUACAAUGCUAUUUCGAUUGUUCAUGAUUGUACCUAACAUAAUUCUUGUUGUGAGAUGAUAUAUUUUGGCUGUGAUAUUAAUAUUAUAUGUUUUUGGUUUGUUUUGUGCAAACAGCAAUUUUAUUUUCAGAGGAUCUGUACGUUACAAGAAACAAUAAAUCUCCAUCAAAUAAAA
This is a messenger RNA of Mytilus californianus (California mussel), 6237 nucleotides long. RefSeq names its product iron-sulfur clusters transporter ABCB7, mitochondrial-like. The record is from RefSeq and is a predicted model, not a curated record. Gene Ontology annotation, molecular function: ATP binding; ATP hydrolysis activity; ABC-type transporter activity. Gene Ontology annotation, biological process: intracellular iron ion homeostasis; transmembrane transport. The coding region runs from base 64 to 2292 and encodes 742 amino acids. NCBI's taxonomy places the organism in Eukaryota, Metazoa, Mollusca, Bivalvia, Mytilida, Mytilidae. The transcript is spliced from 15 exons. Gene Ontology annotation, cellular component: mitochondrial inner membrane.